AUGUUAGUUGCAAAAGUUGUCCAUAUAAUAAUCAACACGCGACGAGGAAGAAAGUUCUACAUGACUACACUUGGAAACAAUGGGUUCAUUCUCUUUUGCUCCUUGUUUUUGGCAGGUACUUUCCGUAUCUUAUAUGAAGUAGUAAUUAACAACAAUUUCACUUCUCUAGGAUAUUUGAUUCAUGGCGCUACACUUUAUGACUAUUCAGCAACAAUAGAGUGCCACAAGCAACCAUUGGAUCCUCAAUAUGGAGGAGGCUUAAUUGCAAAUCCUGGAUUUGAUAAAGGCAUAGAGGCCUGGAAAAUAGAUGGUCAUGUAAAAAUAGAAGCAAGGGAAUCUGGUGGAAACAAAUUUAUUGUGGCGUAUAAUAGAACCACGCCUUAUAGUGUCUCACAAUCUUUUCACUUGAAGAAGGGCCUAUAUUACGCGUUUUCAGCUUGGGUUCAAUUAAGUGAAGGAUCAGAUACUGUGGUUGCCAUGAUUUAUAACUCAGCCCAAAAAGCUGUUAUUAUUGUGGGAUCAGUAAUAGCUAAAUCUGGUUGCUGGUCUAUGAUCAAAGGUGGACUCACUGUUGAUCAUAAUGCACCUUCAGUACUCCAUUUUCAGAGUAAUAACACUAAGUCCGAGUUAAGGGUGGAUAGUGUUUCUCUCAAAGAAUUUACCAAAUAUGAAUGGCAGGAAAAUCGGUUGAAAAAUAUAGAGAAGGUUCGGAAGAGAACAUUGAGAGUAAAUGUGUCAAAUAAGGAUGGCAAGAAAAUUGGAGGAGCAAAAAUCAAGAUUCAACAGAGGAAACUACAAUUUGUUAUUGGCUGUGCGACACCAUCGUCCAUUUUAAUGUCUGAAUCGUAUCAAAAAUGGUUCGUGUCCAGGUUCACAACAGCAGUUUUUGACAACGAGAUGAAAUGGUACUAUGUGGAAGGAUUACAGGGCCACGAAAAUUAUAGCACCCCAGAUGCAAUGCUCAAAUUCUUUGAAGACCAUGGGAUUGAUGUCAGAGGACAUACUGUCCUAUGGGGAGCAGAUAAUAUCCAACGUUGGGUAAAAGAUUUACCACCAAGACAACUUUUAAGUGAAUCUGUACGACGAAUGGGUAGCAUUAUGUCAAGAUAUGCAGGUAAAUUGGUUGCUUGGGACGUUGUAAAUGAGAAUUUACAUCACCCACUAUUUGAGGAAAGACUUGGGAAAAAUGCUUCAGCUAUGUUUUACAAGAUCGCAAGCUCAUUAGACAGCAAAGCGACUAUGUUCUUAAAUGAGUUCAACACUUUAGAGCACCCUGGUGAUAUGGUUUCUAUACCUUCCAAAUAUGUCGAAAAGCUUCAGGAGAUUAAGGCAUUUCCAGGGAAUGAGGAAUUGGUGAUUGGAAUUGGACUUCAAGGGCAUUUUGAUAGUCAUCCUAAUAUACCAUAUGUUCGUGCUGUUUUUGAUUUGUUAGGAGAAACUAAAAUGCCCAUUUGGCUCACCGAGCUAAAUGUUAUGCCCUGUUCCAACCAGGCUUACUAUUUGGAAGAAAUUAUGAGGGAAGCGUUUGCACAUCCAGCUGUGAAAGGGAUGAUGAUAUGGAUAGGAUGGAAGCCAGAUAGAUGCAAUGAGAUGUGUUUGUUAAAUUACGAAUUGCAAAAUUCGCCAUCAGGGGAUGUGGUUGACAAGUUAUUUGCUGAAUGGAAGACAACAAACUUAACGGGUGUUACAGAUAAAGAAGGAUCGUUUGAGGUUAAAGUUUUCCAUGGAGACUAUGAGAUCACAGUUUACAAUCCUAAUAGUGGUGCCAAUGUCACAAAGGAAGUGCAGGUCUAUGAUGACAAGUCUGAAACACUCCAUGUUUCGAUUAGUCUGUGAAUUCAUCUUUCACAUGCCACUGAAAAUGUGGAUUGAUAAGAAAAAACAACUUUAAUUGCUAAGAAAAUAAGUA
Molecule: messenger RNA, 1909 nt
Organism: Solanum verrucosum
Lineage: Eukaryota; Viridiplantae; Streptophyta; Magnoliopsida; Solanales; Solanaceae
Product: endo-1,4-beta-xylanase 5-like
Exons: 9
Coding region: 1-1836 (611 amino acids)
Biological process (GO): carbohydrate metabolic process
Molecular function (GO): hydrolase activity, hydrolyzing O-glycosyl compounds
Source: RefSeq, a predicted model, not a curated record